AUGAAAUCCGCGCCCAUCAAAAACAUCAGCGACAGUGAACAAGCCGACAUGGAGGUCCCCUCGUCAGACAACGACGAGGCUUCCCAGCCUCGCAAGAAGCGCGAGAUAGAAUCCGAAAGCAAACCUGCCUUGCGAUCUCUAAGCGUGCUUCUCGCGCUAUCAAGGAAACCUACCCAUCUCAAAUCAAAGCACAAGCCCGAGACCAUCGCUCCUUCUGGCCAUGAUCCGCUUCCCGUGCAGCCUCUGCAGGAUGAGCCGGCUGCUUCACAAGAUGAAGCUUCUUCUGCUGAAGAAGGGCCUCCCGCGCCGGUGAAGAAAGCGCCGCAAGCGUUUUUCUCUCCCAGCGCUUGA
This is a messenger RNA of Aspergillus melleus, 351 nucleotides long. RefSeq lists its product as uncharacterized. The record is from RefSeq and is a predicted model, not a curated record. The transcript has 2 exons. NCBI's taxonomy places the organism in Eukaryota, Fungi, Ascomycota, Eurotiomycetes, Eurotiales, Aspergillaceae. The coding region runs from base 1 to 351 and encodes 116 amino acids.